CACCCGGGCGGCCUUGCUCACGUCACGGCGGUGAUGAGGCCGGUGGCGGCAGGAGCAGCGGCGGUGAUGAUGAUGGUGCUGCUGCUGGGGGGGAUGGUGUGUGCCUACUCUCCUCGCACCGUGUCUCUGCCGUGUGGAGAGUGAUCUGCGAGCGGAGUGAUCUAGACGUUUGCCAGCCAGCCAGCCAGUGCGACCUGCUGCUUCUCCUUACACGGACAUUCCCCCCUCCGCCGACUAAAUCCAGCGGCGGCAACAGCCUCCGAGGAAAGCGGAGAAUAACCCCAUUGGCGGCGGCUGGCCGCCUCCAACAAGGACGUUCACUAUUAACUCGCCGCCGCUCUUCACUCUUCUGAUGGGCUGAGAUCUCCAUCAAGAUGUGUUGUUAAACAGGAAGGAGAGUGUCAGUCCAUCCACCCCCACCCAGUGAGAGUGUUGCUGCGACUGUGCCAUCCAACUAGUUAUUGCAUCCAAUCUACUUCUCCAUUAUUUGAAUCAGUACCAUGCGAAGAUUUGCAUAUUGUAAGGUGGUUUUGGCCACCUCAUUGGUCUGGAUGCUGCUGGAUAUGUUCCUCCUGCUUUACUUCAGUGAAUGUAACAAGUGUGAAGAAAAGAAAGAACGAGGCCUACCUGCUCGUGAAGAUGUGAUACAGAAGCCACAAGAAGGACCUGGAGAGAUGGGUAAGCCUGUAAUAAUUUCGAAGGAAAAUCAAGAAAAAAUGAAGGAGAUGUUCAAAAUCAACCAGUUCAAUUUGAUGGCAAGUGAUAUGAUAGCACUGAACAGAACUCUGCCCGAUGUUAGAUUAGAUGGAUGUAAAACAAAAGUGUAUCCUGAUGGUCUGCCAAAGACAAGUGUGGUGAUAGUUUUUCAUAAUGAAGCAUGGAGCACUCUUUUACGCACUGUGCACAGUGUGAUAAACCGGUCGCCACGAUAUUUAUUAGAGGAGAUUAUCCUGGUGGAUGACGCCAGUGAGAGAGAUUUUUUGAACAAGCCAUUAGAGAAAUAUGUGAAGAAAUUGCAAGUACCUAUUAAAAUUUUACGCAUGGAACAACGUUCUGGUUUGAUCCGAGCAAGACUGAAAGGAGCAGCGGCUUCUACAGGACAAGUGAUCACAUUCUUGGAUGCACAUUGUGAAUGCACUCAGGGCUGGCUAGAACCACUGCUAGCAAGGAUUAAACUGGACAGGAGUACUGUGGUGUGCCCAAUAAUUGAUGUGAUUAGCGAUGACACGUUUGAGUACAUGGCAGGGUCAGACAUGACCUAUGGUGGAUUUAAUUGGAAAUUGAACUUCCGCUGGUAUCCUGUACCUCAGCGAGAAAUGGAUAGGAGGAAAGGAGACAGAACUAUUCCAGUUAGAACUCCCACCAUGGCAGGAGGACUGUUCUCAAUAGACAGAGAUUAUUUUGAAUUAAUAGGAACAUAUGAUGCAGGCAUGGAUAUAUGGGGAGGAGAAAACCUGGAAAUUUCUUUCAGAAUCUGGCAGUGUGGUGGUACUUUGGAAAUAGUUACUUGCUCCCACGUCGGCCACGUGUUCCGUAAGGCUACUCCUUACACUUUCCCUGGAGGUACUGGACAGAUAAUAAAUAAGAACAACAGGCGGCUCGCAGAGGUCUGGAUGGAUGAUUUCAAAAAUUUCUUUUACAUUAUAUCACCUGGUGUUACCAAGGUUGAAUAUGGAGAUAUAACAGCACGCAAAACAUUAAGACAAAAGCUGUCAUGUAAACCUUUCUCUUGGUACCUGGAAAAUGUUUACCCUGAUUCUCACAUUCCACGACAUUAUUUCUCUUUGGGAGAGAUCAGAAAUGUGGAGACAAACCAAUGCCUAGAUAAUAUGGCAAGAAAAGAAAAUGAGAAAGUAGGAAUAUUUAACUGUCAUGGUAUGGGAGGCAAUCAGGUGUUUUCCUACACUGCAAACAAGGAAAUUAGAACUGAUGAUUUGUGCCUCGAUGUUUCCAAGCUUAACGGUCCUAUCAUGAUGUUGAAGUGCCAUCAUCUGAAAGGGAAUCAGCUUUGGGAGCAUGAUCCUGUAAAGCUGACACUAGUACAUGUGAACAGCAACCAGUGCUUGGAUAAAUCUACAGAGGCAGACAGCCAAGUACCCACCAUGAAAGAUUGCAACGGGAGCCGCUCACAACAGUGGAUUCUGCGUAAUGUCACGCUCCCUGAGGUUUUCUGAUGGAUCAGCUCUGAAGAUUUAAUGGGCUACCUCUGUGCACCUUACUGCUAGAUUUGUACUUAAAAUGAACUUUUAUUUUAGCAGCUAAUAGGUUCCUCCUCUGAGCAUGUGGACUCAUUUUGAAGGAUGUUCAAUACAAAACUUUUUGUUCAUAGAACUGCAUUCCUCCUUCAUGGUUUGAGACUACAGACUUUGGGGAAACUGUGCACACUGAUGUUUACAUUGUUUCUAACUGAAUUAAAAAGGGGAAAGUGGGGCUGACAAGAUUGUUUAAAUCUCAAUGAACGUACUUGCACUGUUCAUUAAGCAAAUAUGGUUUAAUCUAGGAAAUGGUCCCAAUAUAUCACUUUUUUUGUGUCAGUAAGUAUAUCAUUGUAAUUUAAUUGCACAAUUGUAUUGUCUGAAUUUGGGGUUCUUCACCCCCAAAAUGCCCAAAAUAUCUCCAAACAUUUUGUUUUCUUCGUGGUAACAAAUAUUACAUAAUAUCAGAGCAAGAGUACAACGAAUAUAUAUCAAACAUGCAUUUAAAUCACUUUUUUAUGAAUAAAAAUCUAUUUAACAGGGACAGAAUUGAUGAAAAAAAUUAAUAUCACAAUUAUGAUAACUUUAAUUUUGUGUAGAUUUUUAUACCUCAAUGAAGAAUUAACCAGUUCUGAUUUACAAAUUGUGAACAUUCGGUUUUGUUUGCAUCAGCAGUUUUAGUUAAUCCUUGAUAUGGCGUAAAAAAAGUAGAGGCCACCUAGAGACAAGCAACUCUUAAAUCGAUUUUUCUUCAGUUAUCUUACUUCAUUUCAGUUCCUCCAUAAUUUCUCACCGUGGUAUUGCUGUUAAAUCUUGUUCUUUUGGCUCCUUCCCGAAAUGUCCACCAAGACCUGCUGCUAUGAACGAGUCAUUUUACUAACCAGCUUCUGAAAGACAGUGAAUAAAUGUUUCUGUAUAGUUUGGCUUUGUAUUCUUGAUGAAUCAUGCAUUCGCUCAUAAUGUUAGGAAUGUGUGUAUCCUAGGUUCUGUUGGGUGUAGAUUUUUUUUCUCCUUUUUAUGUAUUUUUGGUUUAAAAGCCAAUUAAAUUCUCUAUAAUAAAUGCUCAUUCAUCAGUGGACUGAGCUGCAGCUGGGGGUUUUGCAGGAAGAAUUCUUCACUCUGUCCUUCCAUUUUACCACUUCAUCAUUUGCAUAACUACACUAGAUUCUGUGAAAUACUGGUGUUUGCUUUUUUCCUAAUAAAAUUUUGAAAACAG
Messenger RNA from Chiloscyllium plagiosum (whitespotted bambooshark), 3411 nucleotides. RefSeq names its product UDP-N-acetyl-alpha-D-galactosamine:polypeptide N-acetylgalactosaminyltransferase 1 (gene galnt1). Gene Ontology annotation, biological process: protein O-linked glycosylation. NCBI's taxonomy places the organism in Eukaryota, Metazoa, Chordata, Chondrichthyes, Orectolobiformes, Hemiscylliidae. The record is from RefSeq and is a predicted model, not a curated record. Gene Ontology annotation, molecular function: polypeptide N-acetylgalactosaminyltransferase activity. Gene Ontology annotation, cellular component: Golgi apparatus.